GGGCGAUCAAAGAGCAGCAGUCGUCUGAGAUUGUCCCCAGGGGACCCUUCCUAAGGGACUGCAGUGUGCGGUUGAAUCGUCUUGACAUGGACAAGCUUCUCACCCACAUUUGGAGUACAGACCGGGACAACGAGUCAGGGCAAACUCCACAGAAGAUAUCAAGUGGCGGACCCGAAACCUACAGAUGUGCUCACUGUAAAUAUACGACGGUUCAGAAACUACGCUUAAUUAGGCAUUUGAGUAAACACACCAACUAUACAUGCAGCUCAAAAAGUUGUUUGAAAAUUCAUUAUAAGAAACACACCGGGAAAAAGUCAUAUAAGUGUAACCAGUGCAACUACGCUAGUAGCCGGAAAGAUCAUUUGCUAUAUCAUGUAAGGACACACACUGGUGAAAAGCCAUAUAAAUGUGAUCAGUGUGACUACGCUAGUAGCCAGAAAAGUUCAUUGCAAGUUCAUGUAAGGACACACACUGGGGAAAAGCCAUAUAAAUGCAACCAGUGCAACUACGCUAGCAUCCAUAAACAUGAUUUAAAAGUUCAUGUAAGGGCACACACUGGGGAAAAGCCAUAUAAAUGUAACCAGUGCAACUACGCUAGUAGCCGGAAAAAUAAUUUGUUACAUCAUGUAAGGACACACACUGGGGAAAAGCCAUAUAAAUGCAACCAGUGUAACUACGCUAGCAACUACAAAUAUGUUUUAAAAGUUCAUGUAAGGACACACACUGGGGAAAAGCCAUAUAAAUGCAACCAGUGCAACUACGCUAGCAGCCAUAAAAGUUCACUGCAAGUUCAUGUAAGGACACACACUGGUGAAAAGCCAUAUAAAUGUGAUCAGUGUGACUACGCUAGUAGCCGGAAAAAUUCUUUGCAAGCUCAUGUAAAGACACACACUGGGGAAAAGUCAUAUAAAUGCAACCAGUGCAACUACGCUAGCAACUACAAACAUGGUUUAAAAGUUCAUGUAAGGGCACACACUGAGGAAAAGCCAUAUAAAUGCAACCAGUGCAACUACGCUAGCACCCAUAAAAGUUCACUGCAAGUUCAUGUAAGGACACACACUGGGGAAAAGCUAUAUAAAUGCUAGCAGUGUAACUACGCGAGUAGCCACAAACAUAGUUUGCAAUGUCAUGUAAGGACACACACUAGGGAUAAGCCAUAUAAAUGCAACCAGUGCAACUGCGCUAGCAGCCAAAAAAGUUAAUUACUAGAUAUCAGUCAAGUGCGCGCAUGCGACCCGAACGCACCUGUUCAGAUAAACUUAUAUUUGUUACCUGGUUCACCCAGUGGUUCUCAAACUUUCAUUUAACGACGAACUUGCUACACUUUAAACUUAACCAUGGAAUGUGCCUUGUGCAAUGUAUCUAUCACUGAUGGAGCCCAGUGUGCGAAAUGCAAUAUGUCUAUAGGCUUUUGUUGUGCGGACACCACGGAGCAAAGCUAUAGGACACUUAGAGCUGACCGAAAGGCAGCCUGGAAGUGUCCGCAAUGCAAAAGAGAGGCAUUAGCAACUGCUGAACCUAAGGACACAGAUACCAUUUUAAGUGAAAUUCGUGAGCUGAGAAAAUAGCUGGCUUGCCUACCUGGAUUAGUCAGAGAUCUCGCUGCAGUAAAAACGGAAUUAUCGGAAGUGAAAAACUCUUGCAACUUCACGAGCAGCAAGGUGGACGAAUUUUCUGCGCGUUUCGCCGAAAUGGAGAAGAAGCUACCAGAAUUUGAAGCCUUGAAUUCAAAAGUCCAAUCACUUAGCAAUGAAGAUUCAUUUUUAAAAGAAGAACUGGCCCGUAGUGACCAACUAAUGCGUCUCAAUAACGUGGAAAUUAAAGGUGUUCCUAUGAAAAAGAACUUCAAAGAAGCUAAAACUCUAAAAGUGCUUUAGAAUAGAAUAGAAUAGAAUAGAAUUCAUUUAUUUAACGUCACAACAUGGUACUGUAAGAGAGUCGGCCUAUCAGUGGAGAGCA
This is a messenger RNA of Leguminivora glycinivorella, 1959 nucleotides long. RefSeq names its product zinc finger protein 239-like. Lineage: Eukaryota; Metazoa; Arthropoda; Insecta; Lepidoptera; Tortricidae. The coding region runs from base 87 to 1085 and encodes 332 amino acids. Gene Ontology annotation, biological process: regulation of transcription by RNA polymerase II. The transcript has 2 exons. The record is from RefSeq and is a predicted model, not a curated record. Gene Ontology annotation, molecular function: RNA polymerase II cis-regulatory region sequence-specific DNA binding; DNA-binding transcription factor activity.